UUGUUGUUUGAUGCUAGAUCAGUGAAAAUGUAAACUAAAUAAAAUAUUAAAAUGUUUGGGUAUUUAAAUUGUUUUUAUGUGCACGCCGCCGUUGUAAUAUUAAUUAUAGAAACAUGUAUAAGCGAGCCGCAAACGCCGUACCUGGCGCUGUACAGCCCCGGCGACACCGAGUACACGGACGUGCUGGUGCGACGCGCGCACGACAACCUCACGCUUGUGUGCGAGGUGCGCGGCGAACCUGCGCCUCGCGUGUUCGUGUGGAACUACGUCAGCGACAACGACAACGACACCGACAGCGGCCGGCCCUUUGCCACGGAGCCAUCUGGCAAGACAGGCAGUAGUCGGCUGGAGAGGACCGACCUGCAGCUGUCCGAUAGCGGCCAUUACAUUUGCUCCGCGCCGCCGUUCAGCAGCACUAAGUAUGUGCUGGUGCAGCCGAGAGGGCCCAGCUACUGCGCGCGCGGCGCGUUCUGGUGCGGCUCGCGCUGCGUGCUGCCCGCCUACGUGUGCGACGGGCGCCGCGACUGCGAGCACGCGGAGGACGAGCGCCCGCCGCUGUGCGCGCCGCAGCCCUGCGCGCGCAGCGACAAGCUGAACUGCUCGUCGGGGCGCUGCAUCCCCGAGGCGGCGUGCUGCCGGGCCGGCGCGCCGCUGUGCCCGCAGCCCACGUGCUGCAACGAGCACCCGCGCUACUCCACGCUGGAAGGUUACGUGGAGGUGGAGUACCCGCCGCUGUUCGAGGACAGACACGCGCCGGACGAGUACGGCUUCAUUCAAUCCACGAUAUACACUGUCACAGCGUGCGCGCUCAUCUUCAUGAUCGCGGUGGUGCUGCUGGUGUCGGCGCUGUGCAAGAUGCACCUGAAGCGCGUGGCGCUGCGCGGCUACGCGGCGGCGCACCGCGACACGGCGCACCACUACGCCCAGGCACGCUACCCGCCGCGGUACGAGGCCGCUCGACUGCUGGAGCCCGGAGUUUCCUCGAGUCCAGUCAGAAAUACACUCUGCGCCUCGGAGUUGCCUAGUCCGGAGACCCCGUCGACAGGCGCGAGUGAAGCGCUAGAGCCGCCCCCGUACACCGGGGGCUUCGGUCUCGCCAGGUUAUCCGCCAUUUUCUGCUCCAGGUAUAGGCAGGUGCCGACGCAGUGCUGCGACGUGGAGCUGACGGCCGCGGGUGCGCGCGCGCCGCACGACGACCUGUUCUUCGCCGAGCCCGAGCCGGCGCCGCGCGACCUGGACUACAUGGCCGCGCCCGUCGAGUUCUUCCGGCGCCGCGCCGCCCGCCGCAACACCAUAGAGCGCGUGAUGGAGCAGCUGGGCGCGGCGCCGCGGCCGCCGGCGCUGCAGCUGGGCCGCUUCCAGCUGAGCCUGCCGCGCUUCCGCCGCGACCUGCCGCGCCCCGACACGCCCAACGUGGCCGAGCUCACCCUCGACCUGCGCCUGCCCGCCCCCGCCUCCCCCGACACCUACACGCUCAACGGCCGCACCGUCCGCCUGCUGGGCGCCGCCUGCGCGCCCGCGCCGCCGCCCUACUGCGAGGCCGUGCGCUACAAGUGCGGCCCGCCGCCGCCCUACCGCGGCGCCGACUCCGAGUGCGCCGCGCGCAGCAACGUCGAGCUGCCGCCGCGCUACGACGACCUGGCCGCGCUCGGCCCCGCCGCGGACACCGACGCCGCCAACAACAACGUCGCAGUCGCUGCCGGCGCCCGCCCCGCUGCGGACGAUGCCGCAGUAGACGCGGCCCGCUAUACUCCCGCUGCGACCGACGACGCGGGCGACAUUAUCGCGGGGAGCGACGUCACGUCUAACGGAUUGCGAGAUAGCGUGAGCGACGCGACUACCGUUAACGAUAACGACUUGUUUAUCGGCAACGACAGCUAUCCUGAAACCAUAAGUUCCGUUAUCGAUAACUUGCCAGCCAUCGAUAGUGACGUGAACGCGAACGAUACGCUGUACGGCAGCAGUGCCGCGAUCACCACGUAGUCUAGGAUGAGCCCGGCGACUCGGUCUGAAUAGAUAAUCUCUCGAUGAAGGUGAAGUGCUCUUAGUGUAGGUGUUCAAGUUAACGAACCCCGCCGUCCCCGUCGCAAAAAAUUUUUUUUUUUAAAAGUAAUGUUUUUAACAACAUGUCACUUAAUAUUCAAUGAGAUUUUUAAUUUAGUGUUAUUUUUCUUUUUCUUGAGUUAUUUUCUCGGAAAGAAGUACGUAAUAUUGUUAAUAAUUUCAAAAAUAUUAGUUUUAAAAUUACAAGGUGUAUUUGGACCCCAUGCGUUGCUCGUAUUGGCAAGAGACAAACAUCCAAAUCCAUAUCCAAAUUCAAAAUUGUCUUAUCACAGGCACUUAUUAAGCGUUCUUAUAUAAAAUAAAUAAAUAUCCCUCGACUAUAUCCCCUCACAGAGGAUAAAAUUUGCAUGUCCACCUCCCGUCAAUGCAUGGAAACGGGGAACAGGAGAUGUUUAUCCCCGUUUAUGUAUCAAACGUAUAUUAUUUGGGUAUUAUUUCCACUUGUGGAAUGCUCGGAGAGUUGAUAAAGCUGUGGGAACAGAUACAAUUUUAUCCUAUCUCCGGGGAGAAAAAUAUCUCAUGCCCGUGCCAGCCGCGGGGAGAACAAUGCAAUGAACAGACAAUCAUGGUAGUAGUCCUGAUAGCCAUACUAUGCGCCGGGGACGGCGGAACGUGACUAACGCCAUCGUUAAAUUUCCAUUUGUUUGUGACCAACAGUAUAUAGUAACAUUAUUUGACAACUCUAUAGAAAUUUGGUUGAUUAACUUAACUGUCAGGCUUCUUAAAUUGAGAUUUGACACUCCUAGCUCAGAUUGAUACUUAAUAGCAUCCGGGCCGGGGAAAGUAGUUAGUAUUUUAAAAAAAAAACUAUUUUUACGUUACUUUGAUUCGUAACGGUUUUCAAUUAGUGAGGUUAUGUUCUAAGGGGAAAUUAUUUUUUAAGUGACAUUAUCGAUAUGAUUUUAAUAUACACUACUGACUUAUUCUUAUGAAUUCUAAUGGAUUUCAAAAUAUAAAUUAAUUCAAACAAAUGUUUUAGUACAAUGGAAUAUAUUAUCCCUGUAGUAAAUGACUCGUUUCUCUUUAUUAUUGUAAUAAAGUGAUUGGUUUUUGGUAGUGUAAUUUUAUAAAUUUAAUAGCACGUCAAUGAAGUUAUUAAUGAAUAAGUGCCUUAAUCAAUGAAAACAAACUAGUCACAUACCGCAGCUUUGCUCAUUGUUAAUAGGAUCACCGACCUAGCUGUAUAAUAUAAUGCACCAGUCAUGUUACUAGUGAAAAAUGUAAUUAAUGUGCACGUGCCAUUAUGAUGGAAACAUAUUGUCAAACCGCACCGCCUCUACGUGUCGAGAUGUACGACCCGGAGGCCAUUUUGUAAUACACAACAAAAGUCGAUAUUAACCGCAUAGACCUUGCGUGACGACGCGUAUGUCUUGAAAUCAAAUUUCAAGUAUGCUGGCACCAAAUUACCUACACCAGAGUGCCUAAUCCGAGAUUUACUAUCGAUAUAGAGAGAACGGAAUCUAGUGAAAAUACUGUUUCCCCAUAUUUAAACUAGAUGGCGCUCUUUCGGUACCAUAUAAAUCAUAGUUAACUUCCACGCGUCGUGUGUCGUCUGGACUCCGUUCGGUCUUAGCGAUUCAGAUCGUCGGUCCGUCGAAUAAAUAGCAUUAGAUCAUUCUUUGUAUAUGUGGUCACGUUGCUGUUGGGAUCGGGAAGUGUAUGGCUGUUAAACUGCAACUGUUUCCAGUUUAGCACAUUUAUUGCGUCCGUACAGAGUCAUCAGAUAUGGUUAGCAAUCGAGCGUUUAAUUUUUUUGAGUUAAAAACGUCGUAAUGCAUAUAAGGACCGUACACACCCGUCGAACCGUUUUGUCGGAUGUUUGAAUGUGUUUCUAUGUGUCUAGCAUACUACAACAACAACAACAACAUGUGCAACAUCUUGGGGAUUAACAAAUUGUGUUCCGGGUCAUUAAUAUUUCUCAUUUUAAAUUAGUUCAAAACUUUAUAAUUCUAAAUAGAGGGUUAAUUCAGAAAGCACAUUUGAAAUGGUAAAUGCUAAAAUAAUGUCUAGAAAUAUUAUAUUUUUUCAAAAUGACUAUAAAUAAUAAUACUGUAAUAAGUUCAACUGACAAAUAACUUAAAGUUUUUAUCAUAAUUAAUAAGAUAAGAAUCAGUCAAAACUGAUUUUAAAAAUGAGGUGAUUCAUGUGAUUUUAUAUGUAUUUAUUUGUUAAUUUAAAAUUACUUGACUUAAAAUACUGUUGUGAAUGUACUUUAUAUUUCUUAUUAAUGUAUAACUCGUAAUCAUGUCAACAUAGAUACAGUUUUAUAUGUAUACGCUUAGUAUAAGAUUUGCACGCUCGCAAACAUGGAGUCACUGCGCGUAUCUAAACAUUAUCCCGUCAUAGCAAAAUUGACCUAAUUUUCCUUGACUUAGAGUCGAAAAUUCUUGCAAAUGUUAUGCCAAAAACACUAGCCAAACAAUUUUGGACAAAUUCCACU
Messenger RNA from Pararge aegeria (speckled wood butterfly), 4504 nucleotides. RefSeq lists its product as uncharacterized. The coding region runs from base 52 to 1983 and encodes 643 amino acids. The transcript is spliced from 11 exons. The record is from RefSeq and is a predicted model, not a curated record. NCBI's taxonomy places the organism in Eukaryota, Metazoa, Arthropoda, Insecta, Lepidoptera, Nymphalidae. Gene Ontology annotation, molecular function: protein binding.